UUGUCAAUUUUUAAGCGGUUUAAAAGAGCGUACAAGAAACAUGGAAAAGUUCUAGUAGGUGUGCAUUUAGUAACUUCAACUGUAUGGUUUAGUUCAUUUUAUGCAGCUGCAGCAUAUGGUGUAGAUAUCAUACCUUUUCUGGAAAAACUUGGAGCCGGUGAAUCAUUAUUGAAACCAUUUCGUUCUAGUAGUCUUGGAAAUGUAGCAUUAGCCUAUCUUAUGUACAAAGUGGCAACACCAGCACGGUAUGCUGUUACUCUGGGUGGCACUAAUUUUGCUAUUAAAUAUUUGAAAAAGAAAGGAAAAAUUUCUGUUCCAGAGGAUGACAAAUUAAAGAAUUUGUACCAAGAUAGUAAAGACAUUGUGAAAGAAAAGCUUGAAAAGAAAAAUUUGAACUUUCGC
Molecule: messenger RNA, 402 nt
Organism: Lottia gigantea (owl limpet)
Lineage: Eukaryota; Metazoa; Mollusca; Gastropoda; Lottiidae
Exons: 2
Cellular component (GO): mitochondrion
Source: RefSeq, a predicted model, not a curated record